UUGAGCUUGUUGUUCUGUCCGAUUCUGUAUUCUCGCCCGCCCGCCUGCAGUUACCGAAUCCUCCCGUGCCGCGCCUCGACGGAUGUUGCUCUUACUGAUUUGCGGGCCCACGCUCUUCCUCUCUUCCCAGGUCUCCACCUUCAUCACCAUCGCUCCAAUCCCGGGAGCCGAACACAGAAGAAACACGGAGUACGGAUACAACGCGCAAAAAGUCCAGCGAGGACGAAAGAUAAAGAGAAACCCGACCUCCGAAACUCUUUACCAUCCAUCCGACCGACUGCGUUUUCCCAAUUCUAAGCUCGAAAAAAAAGAAAAGAAAAAAUCGACCGCCCAUCGGCACUCGAUACGUUCCCAGAGAAACUACAGAGAGACUACGCUAUUUAUUUUUGUUGCGUCCCGUCUCGGCCUUCCCCAACAAGAAUUCGGUAUUUUGAGAUGGAAACUUUCCGCUAACUAUUCAUUACCCCCCGAUCCAGGUCCUAGGUCCGUCCCUUUUUUUGUUCUAUUUCCCCUCCCUUCUUCUUCCCUUCAACCUGACAACUACUCAUCCUCCCUUGACAUUACCUCCUGAGCCGCUCUCGCAUCGCCCGACUCCUUCUCUUUUCCAGUAGCUUGUCGAUUCUAACUCCCGACUCUUGCUUCUUUACAGAUACCCCUUUUUAUUCCGAGUCCGUGGCGAGGCGACGACCGACUCUUCUCUGAACUCCUGCCGACUACCU
This is a messenger RNA of Sodiomyces alkalinus F11, 719 nucleotides long. RefSeq lists its product as hypothetical. Bases 83 to 571 code for a protein of 162 amino acids. NCBI's taxonomy places the organism in Eukaryota, Fungi, Ascomycota, Sordariomycetes, Glomerellales, Plectosphaerellaceae. The transcript has 2 exons. The record is from RefSeq and is a predicted model, not a curated record.